AUGCCACCAAAACGUACUCAAUCCUCUCAAAAACCUGUCAAUAAAGAGGGUAGGAUCUCAUUAGCUAUUAAAGCUAUUCAAAAUCAUGAAGUCUCCUCUGUUCGCGAAGCAGCAGUGCUAUUUGAUAUACCGGAAACUACCCUCCGCCGCCGACGCGCGGGACAACCUUAUCGCGCUGAUAUACGUGCCAACAAUCAUAAAUUGACCCAGAAUGAGGAGGACUCGCUUGUAAAAUGGAUACUCUCUAUGGAUCAACGUGGAGCAGCACCUAGGCCUUCUAUUGUACGAGAAAUGGCCAAUAUCCUACUUGCAGAGCGUGGAUCUACUCCCUCAUCUACUGUUGGUAUAAACUGGUCAACAAACUUUGUUAAACGUCGUGAAGAGCUUCGUACACGAUUUUCAAAACGUUAUGAUUAUCAACGUGCUCAAAAUGAAGAUCCAAAGUCUCUACGUAUAUGGUUUAAAACUGUUCAAUGUGUGAUUGAUGAGAAUGGUAUCCAACCAGAGGAUAUCUACAACUUUGAUGAGACUGGGUUUGCAAUGGGCCUUAUUGCAACUGCUAAAGUAAUAACACGUGCUGAAUACUAUAGUCGACGAGCACUUCUACAACCUGGAAAUCGUAAAUGGGUAAUAGCAAUUGAAUCAAUUAGUGCAAGCGGUUUUACCCUACCUCCAUGCAUUAUAUUCAAAGGCAAAGUCUAUAUCGAAAGCUGGUUCGAUAACCUUCCAGAUAACUGGCGAUUUGAGGUCUCUCAAAAUGGCUGGACUACAGAUGAAAUUGGUGUACGAUAG
This is a messenger RNA of Penicillium angulare, 792 nucleotides long. RefSeq lists its product as uncharacterized. The coding region runs from base 1 to 792 and encodes 263 amino acids. Gene Ontology annotation, molecular function: DNA binding. The transcript has a single exon. NCBI's taxonomy places the organism in Eukaryota, Fungi, Ascomycota, Eurotiomycetes, Eurotiales, Aspergillaceae. Gene Ontology annotation, cellular component: nucleus. The record is from RefSeq and is a predicted model, not a curated record.